AGCUGUCAAAAACGAGCCGCUCGCUAUCUCUUUCGCACGCUCGCUUUGCUACUAAAACCACUUUACUCCUUUGCUCGAAUAGUAUUUGAUCGCGAGACAUCGUUCAUUUUCUGUGCGCAUUAACUUCAGUUAAAAUAAGGCAAAAAGUGUGUGUAAACUGUGGAAACGAAUUUAGCAGUGAUGGCACCUAUUGGAGGCUGGCUGUGUUGUAGCCGUAGCACCAAGUCGGUGGCUCCUUUAGACAAUACCGAGGAAGAUGGAAACUUUGACUAUGACCUGGCGGUUAUCGGCGGCGGUUCAGGAGGCCUGGCCUGCGCCAAGGAGGCUGUAAACCUAGGCGCUAAGGUAGCGGUGUUAGACUAUGUGACGCCGUCUCCUCAGGGCACCAAGUGGGGCCUCGGCGGUACCUGCGUCAAUGUAGGCUGUAUACCCAAGAAGCUCAUGCAUCAGGCUGCUUUGCUGGGAGAAAGUAUUCAUGAAGCUGUGUCGUACGGUUGGCAAGUUCCCUCCGUGAAGGACAUCAAGAUCGACUGGUCCGCUCUCACAGAGAAUGUACAGAACCACAUCAAAUCCGUCAACUGGGUCACCAGGGUCGAUCUGCGCGACAAGAAGAUUGAAUACAUCAAUGGUUUGGGCGAGUUCAAGGAUGCUCAUACGAUUAUAGCUACGAUGAAGAAUGGCUCGAAGAAGGAGCUGACGGCGAAGAACAUAGUGAUAGCUGUGGGCGGCAGGCCCCACUACCCGGACAUCCCGGGAGCCGUGGAGUACUGCAUCAGCAGUGACGACAUCUUCAGUCUCAGCCACCCCCCGGGGAAGACGCUCAUUGUGGGUGCUGGAUACAUCGGUCUAGAAUGUGCUGGUUUCCUCAACUCCCUGGGUUACCCGGCCACGGUACUGAUCCGGUCGGUGCCGCUGCGAGGCUUCGACCAGCAGAUGGCGCGCAUGGUCACCAACGAGAUGCAGGAGAGAGGCGUCAAGUUCGAGCACAAGUGUGUCCCGCUCGGCGUACAGAAGUUGGAGUCAGGACAGCUCAAGGCACGCUGGCUUAAUACUGAAACGCAGGAACAACACGAGGAUGUAUUCGACACAGUGCUGAUCGCGACCGGCCGGUACGCGCUCACCAAGCAACUCAACUUGGACGCCGCCGGAGUUAAUUGCCUCUCAGAGAACGGCAAGAUAAAGGCAGCGACGGAGCAGACGAACGUGCCGCACAUCUACGCGGUGGGCGACGUGCUGGAGGGCCGGCCCGAGCUGACGCCGGUCGCCAUCCACGCGGGCCGCCUGCUCGCGCGGAGAGUGUUCGCCGGCGCGCAGCAGCACAUGGACUAUGAGAACGUCGCCACCACCAUCUUCACGCCGCUCGAGUACGGCUGCGUCGGGCUCAGCGAGGAGACUGCUACUGAAAGAUAUGGCGCGGAUAACCUAGAGGUGUACCACGCGUACUACAAGCCGACGGAGUUCUUCAUCCCGCAGCGCAACAUCAAGAACUGCUACCUGAAGGCGGUGGCGCUGCGCGAGGCGCCGCAGAAGAUCCUCGGCCUGCACUUCGUGGGGCCCGUCGCUGGCGAGGUCAUACAGGGCUUCGCUGCGGCUAUCAAAUGCGGCAUCACAAUGGAGCAGCUGAUGAACACGGUGGGCAUCCACCCCACCGUCGCCGAGGAGUUCACGCGCCUCAACAUCACCAAGCGCAGCGGCCGCGACCCCAACCCCGCCUCCUGCUGCAGCUAGACAACACCCGCCCCAACCCCGCCCCCGGCACCGCCCACACAACUGCACCGCCUAGCGAACACCACACACACAUCACGACAAAUUACCGUUCCUGUCUGAAGUCAACCAUUUCAUGCCAAGAACAAAACAAGUAGUUCGAACAAUUGACGCAGUCAUUAGUAACUAACUUCGGAGGUUCAAAGUCAUUUGACGUGAGAUGUACACGCUUACAUCACCUGCCACAGAAUAUUGAGAAAAUGAAGUGCGAUAUUACAUAUUGACAUUGCCAUUUAACAUGUUGGAACACUUCAGUUAGCUCAAUAUUCUGUGUCACAAUAAUCGACUAAUUUUAAAUCGAUUUUUUCAAAUCGAUACCAGUGAUAUUCACUCAACAUGCCGCCGCAAGUGAACGUGCUUUUUUUAUUUAAAUCGAUUUAUUAUUACUAGUGCAAUCAGAAUUCGGUUCGCUGUUGCAACUGUUAUAGUUAAUUCCACUGAUGUCGUUUAUAUUGCCUCGGUUUAAGAGUGUGCCCCUCAAGAUAUUACCGAUUGUUUCGAUUAAUUAUAUAUAUAAUGAAGUUUUUUAGCAUUUACGAAUUUAUUUGUAGUUGAAACGAGGGAUAAGGAAUGUUUGGGUUGAGGAAUUUAACAGUAAUGUUCGUCGCUUCGUAUCUAGAAUGCCUAUUGCCAAUUUUUGAGUAGUUUUACUAUUGCAUCUAUUGUGAAGCUUAUGUAAACCUCUCCUUUCAACUGCUGAAUUAACAACCUACCCUGCUAUAUUUGAAGGCGUAUUGAUAUGUGAUCAUUUAACUUACUAUGUGAUAGGACAUACAAUGUCAGAGUGCCCCUCGGUGCUUCUUUAGUACACUUCCAGACGAUUUCAUUUCAAUUUUAUAGUACAAAUCCUUCAAAAAUUAUAUCUUGUUGUCUCAAAAUAUAGGAACAAAUGUAUUAAAAUAUUGUUACUAUAAUAAAAUAAAUGGUACAGUAUUAUUGUUAAUAUCAGUUACGCUCAGAGCUGAAAUCGAUAUUGAACAACAUUCCGAAAGUCGAACAGAAACAUAAAUCAGGUUUCAAACUAUCGUGUAAUAAUUUAAUUUAUGUGAUUUUGAACUUAAAAUAAAGUGAUAUAUUUUUAAUGAAAAACUAAAA
Helicoverpa armigera (cotton bollworm) is the source of this 2859-nucleotide messenger RNA. RefSeq names its product thioredoxin reductase 1, mitochondrial (gene Trxr1). Gene Ontology annotation, molecular function: thioredoxin-disulfide reductase (NADPH) activity; flavin adenine dinucleotide binding; glutathione-disulfide reductase (NADPH) activity. The transcript is spliced from 9 exons. The record is from RefSeq and is a predicted model, not a curated record. Gene Ontology annotation, cellular component: cytosol; mitochondrion. The coding region runs from base 181 to 1728 and encodes 515 amino acids. Lineage: Eukaryota; Metazoa; Arthropoda; Insecta; Lepidoptera; Noctuidae. Gene Ontology annotation, biological process: cellular response to oxidative stress; cell redox homeostasis; glutathione metabolic process.